This is a messenger RNA of Sclerotinia trifoliorum, 1101 nucleotides long. Lineage: Eukaryota; Fungi; Ascomycota; Leotiomycetes; Helotiales; Sclerotiniaceae. The record is from the annotation of a GenBank genome assembly.
CAUGACUUUCCAACUCUACCACUACAACUCCCAUAAUCACUGUGUGCGUAAAUUCUGAUCUCAUCCCUCCAAAUCCCACCCGUCUAAUCCUCUUACAUCUCAGUUUCUCAUCAUAACUAAAACUUUCUCUAUUCGUGCAUCUCUCCCAAAAUGUUUCUCAACCUCCAAAGUAAAAUCAUCCUCGCAUUCCUCAUAUCAUCAAUACAUGCAGAAACAACUCAAAUAUGUGAUCCCACCGCAAACGCAACAACCAAUUCCGGACGAUACACUUUCUUCUCUGAUGUAGUAGCUACUGAUAAUAGCAUAAAUCAAUGUACAGACGUACGUUUAUUCUCCCUCCCUGUAAACUCCAAAUUGAGAAUCAAACUAAGCUCACACAUCUCUACAGUUCACUCUCGCCGACGACACCAGCACCAACACCACCACCUUCACCACCACCUUCUCCUUGUCCAACAAAAAGCCAAAUACCUCCAUCCCACACUCCUUCCCCUCCCUAUCCCUGAAUCUCCCCUCUAUCCUCCCCAUCCCCAUCUCCAACAUCUCUCUCUUCCCUUUAACCAACAACUGGGCCUUAUACCCCGGGAACCCCGUUUCCAGCAUAACCAGCACUUCUAUAUCCUCUCUAGAAAACGCCUCUGUAGCCGCCUCUUGUUACCUAAACAUCUAUCUCGAUGUCAAUUCCAGUCUCUCUCAAACCCCCUCUCUCGCCGCCACUAAAAUCUCAAUCUGGCAAGCGAAUUACGGGGAUGUGGUACCAGAGGGUUAUAAUUCUAAUCGUGCAACGAUAUCUCGUCCUGUGAUCGAUUUGGCGGGUAUUACUUAUACAUUGUACACAUUUCAAAGUUCUCCCUCAUACUCAUCACCAUCUUCAUCUCCAACCAACACAAAUACAACCACACAAACCCACCACCCUCCCCUCAUCCCCAAACCCUAUACACCUGGUAUCCAAAUACGAACAUAACGACAUUAACCGCGAUGGAUAUCUCACCUCUGCUUAAUUAUCUCUGGCGCGAAGUAUAUAUUUCCAGUGACGCAUAUGUGGGGUUUGUGGAGUGGGGAUUGGAGAUCAGGGGAUGAGCGUGGGGGAAUAUUUCGUGGUCU